AGGAAUGCUUGUCACCUACUCAUUUUAAGUUCCCAAUCUCUUCAUACUACUACUAGUCUCUCUCUCUCUCUCUCUCAAACGCCAAAGCUGUAGUCUUUAGAGAGAGGGAGCAACUUCAAGCUCUCAUCUUUGCUCUGCUCUAAUGGAGAAGCACCAAUGCAAGCUCUGCGCUAGGAUUUUCAACAAUGGCAGAGCAUUGGGUGGUCACAUGAAGGCUCACAUGGCCGUCCUUCCUCUCCCUCCAAAGACCCACCAACAACUCGCUGCUGCUGAGUCUACUCACUCUGCCUCGUCCUCCUCUUCGUCUUCUGAAGAUGAACAGCAAAAGGGUAGUCAUGAACAAGAGGAGGAAGAUCAGAAGGCUUUGGCUUAUGUGUUGAGGGAGAAUCCCAAGAAAAGUUUCAGACUUGCAGAUCCUGAGUUCUCUUUUCAGGUUGAUGCUGGGUCUGUAGUUAUUCAAGACAGGGAGAGCGAGACCGAGUCGAGAAACCCAACUCGGAGACGAUCCAAGCGGAAUCGGAGGAUGAGUUUUACAGAGAAAUUGGAGCUGAAGAAACCCAAGUUGACAACUUCAACGGUUGACUCGCCGCCGGCCGAGCCGGAGCCGGAGCCGUUGAGCUCAGUCUCCGACACUUCACCGGAAGAGGAUGUUGCCAUGUGCCUCAUGUUGCUGUCGAGGGAUGUGUGGAUGAGAACAAACUGUGGAGAAGCAGAUCAAGAACAAAAUGGGAAAGAGGUGGUGGUUGCAGUGAAAGAUGAGGAGUUCGAGCAAUUGGAGGAGAUCAAAUUGAAGAAAGUGAGAGGCAAGAAUCGGUGUGACAAAUGCAGUAAGCUCUUUCGAUCUCAUCAAGCAAUGUGCGUGCACAGGAAGAUUUGCUUUCGAAGCGAAGCAGAGGCCAACAAUGCAGCUAGCAGUGCCAGUCUGUUCAAGUGCCCAUUUUGCAGCAAGAUUUUUGGGUCCGGACAAGCUCUUGGCGGUCACAAAAGGUCUCAUCUUUCUGGCACUGCGGGUUACUCGAGAGUCGUCACAAAAGUUAAAGAAGUUCGGGAGAGUUUCAUAGAUCUCAACAUGCCUGCUCCGCAAGAAGAAGAUGAUUUCAGUGUUGUUUCCGAUGCUUAGAAGUUACAGAGUAUCUUCAUACAUGGGUGUGAUGUGAUUCAACUUGGAAUCAGGUAAAAAUUUGAUUGUUUCAUGAGCAAUGCGGUCGACUUUGGUGGAAAAAGAACCGGUUCACUUUCCAUUCAAAGAUCAUAAUGCUCUUUCAGCUAUUGGGGUUUUGUUCAUUCUUGACCAUAAUUCAUUUGUUCUGAACUUUUCAACUACUGUUUGGUCAAGUUCAACUGCAGUAACUUCUUGUUAUAUGUAUUGUUGACUAGAAUACAGUGGCUAGGUCUCAUAUGAUCAAAGUUUCUUGUUAUAUGGCAUAUUCAAGCAAUGGGUUACUAGUUCAACUGAGUUUUUGUUUAGUUCAAGUACUGUUUAGCAAUUAGGUACAACCCCAUUGUUAGA
Messenger RNA from Rosa chinensis, 1510 nucleotides. Its product is annotated as zinc finger protein ZAT9. Gene Ontology annotation, biological process: regulation of DNA-templated transcription. The transcript has a single exon. The coding region runs from base 143 to 1120 and encodes 325 amino acids. NCBI's taxonomy places the organism in Eukaryota, Viridiplantae, Streptophyta, Magnoliopsida, Rosales, Rosaceae. The record is from RefSeq and is a predicted model, not a curated record.